Molecule: messenger RNA, 1548 nt
Organism: Ostrinia furnacalis (Asian corn borer)
Lineage: Eukaryota; Metazoa; Arthropoda; Insecta; Lepidoptera; Crambidae
Exons: 8
Coding region: 43-1548 (501 amino acids)
Source: RefSeq, a predicted model, not a curated record
ACUAAGCUCCAUACAGCAAGCAAAGGUACAACCAGCUCCACCAUGAAGUCUUUCGCCGUAAUCCUUCUUUGCACUAUUGUUGCCUGCUCGGCGAGGCCAGAAUGGAAUGGCUACCAAGGUUGGAACCAAGGGUCAGGUCUAAACAACGCUAACCAAGCACAACAAGGCGUGAACAAUGUUGCUAAUCAGCCUGCAUACCAAAACUUAAACAACGUUGCCAAUCAAGGAGUGAACAACAUUGGCUACAACAACCAAGCCUACAACAAUGCUGCUAACCAGGCCUCAUACCAGGACGUAAACAACAUCGCUAACCAAGUGUAUCAAGGUGUAAAUAACGGCGCUAACCAAGCCCAACAAAAAGUGAAUAACAAUCAAGUCUCAUACCAAAACGUUGCAAACCAGGCUUCAUACCAAAACGUCAACAACGUUGCCAACCAGGAAGUCAACAAUGUUGCUAAUCAGGCCUCAUACCAAAACGUCAACAACGUUGCUAACCAGGCCUCAUACCAAAACGUAAACAACGUUGCUAACCAAGCCUCAUACUUGAAUAACCUGAACAAUGCUGCCAUCCAAGGCUCCCAAAGAGUGAAUCAAUGGCAAGGUAAAAAUUGGAACGUAAAUCGCUACACAGGACAGCAAGCUGAGGAAACCGCUACGUCCUGGCAAAACUACGCAAGCGAUGUUACUAACUUUGCCAAGAACGUCAUUGCUGAAUCCAACCAAGCUCAACCUCAAUCUCAACCUCAAGCUCAACCUCUAACUCAACCUCAACCUCAACCGCAACCUCAAGUUCAACCUCAAGUUCAACCUCAAGUCCAACCUCAAGUUCAACCUCAAGUUCAACCUCAAGUUCAACCUCAACCUCAAGCCAAGGAACAGUACGCAAACCAAGUAAGCCCUGUCGCUUACCAAAAUUCGUACCCAGUCGGAAACCAAGCUGUGAACCAAGGCGCUUACCAAGUUCCAAACCAAGCCGCGAACCAAAAUGCUUACCAAGUCGGUAACCAAAACGCUUACCAAGCCGUUAACCAGAACGCUUACCAAGUCGGCAACCAAAACGCUUACCAACCAUUGAACCAAGUUGGAAACCAAGCCGUCAACGAGAACGCUUACCAAGUCGGUUACCAAAACGCCAACCAAGUCAGUAACCAAAACGCUUACCAACCAUUGAACCAAGUUGGAAACCAAGCCGUGAAUGAAAACGCUUACCAAGUCGGUAACCAAAACGCUUACCAAGUUCCAAACCAAAACGCUUACCAAGUUGGUAAUCAAAACGCUUACCAAGUUCCAAACCAAAACGCUUUCCAACCCUGGAACCAAGCUGGAAACCAAGCCAGAAACCAAGUCGUGAACGAAAACGCUUACCAAGUCGGUAACCAAAACGCUUACCAACCCUGGAACCAAGCUGGAAACAAGGCCGUGAACGAGCCAAGCCAAGCCGUUAACCGAAACGCUCCCCAAGUUGGAAACCCCGCCGUGAACCAAGAAGCUGCUCAAAAAGAAAAUCAAGCUGUGAACCAGGCUGACCAAGAAUACCUUCAAAAUUAA